Monodelphis domestica (gray short-tailed opossum) is the source of this 3288-nucleotide messenger RNA. It is a transcript of the gene OTP, whose product is annotated as orthopedia homeobox. The record is from RefSeq and is a predicted model, not a curated record. Gene Ontology annotation, biological process: neuron differentiation; regulation of DNA-templated transcription. Gene Ontology annotation, molecular function: DNA-binding transcription factor activity, RNA polymerase II-specific; DNA binding. Lineage: Eukaryota; Metazoa; Chordata; Mammalia; Didelphimorphia; Didelphidae.
AACCACAAACCGAAUUUUCUUUCAUUUAGGUGAUCUAUAUAUAUCUAUAUCUUAUAGCUUAUAUCUUAUAUCUAUUUUAAAUAACUUAAAGCCGCUAAAAUUUGGGGGGGAACAGCUUUCGCCCUGGAGCGGUGCGCGAUGCUAUCUCACGCCGACCUCCUGGACGCCAGGCUAGGUAUGAAAGAUGCAGCCGAGCUUUUGGGACACCGGGAGGCGGUGAAGUGUCGGCUGGGCGUGGGGGGCUCCGACCCUGGGGGUCACCCGGGAGACCUGGCACCCAAUUCGGACACGGUCGAGGGAGCGACACUUCUCCCCGGGGAAGACAUCACCACGGUGGGCUCUAACACGGCCUCACUGGCGGUCAGCGCCAAGGACCCGGACAAACAGCCGGGGCCACCGGGCGGUCAGAACCCGAGUCAGGCAGGACAGCAGCAAGGGCAGCAGAAACAGAAGCGCCACCGCACUCGUUUCACCCCAGCGCAGCUCAACGAGCUGGAGAGGAGCUUCGCUAAGACUCACUAUCCAGACAUCUUCAUGCGCGAGGAGCUGGCCCUCCGGAUCGGCCUCACCGAAUCCCGGGUACAGGUGUGGUUCCAGAACCGCCGUGCCAAGUGGAAGAAGCGCAAGAAGACGACGAAUGUGUUUCGAGCUCCUGGGACGCUGCUGCCCACGCCGGGCCUGCCGCAGUUCCCCUCGGCCGCCGCCGCCGCCGCCGCCGCGAUGGGGGAUAGCUUGUGCUCCUUCCACGCCAAUGACACCCGCUGGGCAGCGGCCGCAAUGCCGGGCGUGUCGCAGCUGCCGCUGCCUCCGGCGCUGGGCAGGCAGCAGGCCAUGGCGCAGUCCCUGUCCCAGUGCAGUCUGGCGGCCGGGCCCCCGCCCAACUCCAUGGGCCUGUCCAACAGCCUGGCGGGUUCCAACGGCGCUGGGCUGCAGUCUCACCUCUACCAGCCCGCCUUUCCCGGUAUGGUGCCCGCCUCCUUACCCGGCCCGAGCAAUGUCACGGGCUCGCCCCAACUCUGCAGCUCCCCGGACAGCAGCGAUGUGUGGCGGGGCACGAGCAUCGCGUCCCUUCGCCGUAAAGCGCUAGAGCACACAGUGUCCAUGAGCUUCACCUAAUGCCCCCUCUCCCGGCCUCCCCGACCCAAACCCCUACUCCUCCUCCUCCUCCUCUUUCUCCUCUUCCCCGUUGGCCCUGCAGCACUUCACCCAUCUCCUGGUCAUUCCUCUGGCCUCCCCCCUUACCCCACAACCACUUUCCGACCCCACCCCUGAACCUCUACUAGAUCUGUCCAAUCUCCUCGCCCGCUUCUGCUCCCCCCAACCCCGAGACUCUUCUUUCUUUCUUCGCCUCUUUGCUUUGCUUAUCCCUUGCUCUCCAGUUCCCUCUGCUCAUGAGGCCUCCUCUUUCUCCUCUUCCAUUCAUCUCUCUCCCUGACUUUUUCUUACUCCCUGACUUCUUACUCCCUCUCUGCUCCCCCCACGUGCCUCCCCCACCCCCACCCUUGCUAAAAGCCAGUUUCUUUAUCUUCACCGUCUCCCUCCCUACACUUGACCCUCCAAAUCAAAUCCGUCUGUCCUUCCUCCACUCCAGAUGCUCACCCUCUAUUGGGCAACUACUUUUUUCCCCAUCAUCCUCUCCAAACCUUUACCACAAUUCCUACUCAAACCUCGAUUUUCAGUUAUUCCUCUUCUUGAAGGAUUAUUCUCACCGUCCACAUUUCUCAUCCUCACUGUCAUACCUCACCCCUCCUUGUUGUCUCCUCUCUGAUUUCCUAUGUAUAUCUCCUAUACAUUCUCGUCACUCCUCCAAAGCUCUCUCUUCAUUGCCCUUCUCUCCAGCUUCUUCUUCAUUUUCCCUUUUUAAUCUUCCCUACCUCACUCACCUCCUCCUACCCUUCUCCUAGCACCCCGAGAAAUGCAUUAUUCCCUCCAUUUUACUUACCAGGGAGUCGACUCAGGAUCUGAAAUCAGACACCAAUGGACUGGUUUGUGGGCAGAAACAUACUCAAACACAAAUACACACACACACACACACACACACACAAUACCUAAGUCACACAAGGACAUGCUCAAGGGACAACACAAUAUUAGAGACUUUUGUCUUAAAGGAGGACACGUGUCUGCUACCCGCUUCCUCACCUAAGGGCCUAAUUGAUCUAAUUUAAUUUGUUCUCUUUUUUCUUCCUUCCUUCCUUCCUUCCUUCCUUCCUUCCUUCCUUCCUUCCUUCCUUCCUUCCUUCCUUCCUUCCUUCCUUCCUUCCUUCCUUCCUUCCUUCCUUCCUUCCUUCCUUCUUCCUUCUUUCUUUCUUUCUUUCUUUCUUUCUUUCUUUCUUUCUUUCUUUCUUUCUUUCUUUCUUUCUUUCUUUCUUUCUUUCUUUCUUUCUUUCUUUCUUUCUUUCUUUCUUUCUUUCUUUCUUUCUUUCUUUCUUUCUUUCUUUCUUUCUUUCUUUCUUCUUUCUUCUUCUUCUUCUUCUUCUUCUUCUUCUUCUUCUUCUUCUUCUUCUUCUUCUUCUUCUUCUUCUUCUUCUUCUUCUUCUUCCUUCCUUCCUUCCUUCCUUCCUUCCUCUCUCUAUUCACCUACUACCUUACCUUUCCACCCAACUACCUACCUAGACAUUUCUUUGGCUUACUUCAGAAUCUUGUUUUCCUGUCUUCUUUUCUUUUCUUUUUAAGAACAAAUGUGAAGUAUAAAUAGGAAGUUUCUUAACAGGAAAUUGCCACUUGGCUGGGAGGCUGGAGCAGACUAAGAAAGUAACAUGUUGCAUACAGGAGAGGCAAUCUCACCCAUUUUGAUAAGUAUUUAUAAGAAAGAAUUAAAAAAAAGUCCAAGUAAUAUUUCCUUUUGUAAAAGCAAAAGCCACAUCAUCCCUUUUCUGGGUCUUUCAGGUUUGGCUUUCUGUUGGUUUUGUUUGACUUUUCUAUCUUUGUUCUUUGCCAGUCUGUCUGUCCCUCUUGGUUGUUUUGUUUGCUGUUGCUGUUGUGCACCUAGGCUAAGGCCACUGGCCCCUGCUGAGGGAGCAGGUCCAUGACCAGGCUGGGUGCCUGUACAUGGACAUCUCCAACCCUGCAACUUUGUACAGAGAAACACAAUCAGCUUUUUCUGCAUGUGCUGGUCAAAUCCAACCCCAGAGAACAGAAGCUAUUUCUAAGAAUGAACAAACAUGUGAAAUAGGAUGUUUUGUGUAGAUAAAGCAUUCUUGUUACAUACUGGUCAAUUUGUGAUAUGUUUUAUCUUAUUGUCUGUGCUUAUUUAUUGAAUUUGAUUUUCUUAAUAAAUGUUUGAGCUAA